This is a messenger RNA of Schizosaccharomyces osmophilus, 612 nucleotides long. RefSeq names its product Rho GDP dissociation inhibitor Rdi1 (gene rdi1). Lineage: Eukaryota; Fungi; Ascomycota; Schizosaccharomycetes; Schizosaccharomycetales; Schizosaccharomycetaceae. The transcript is spliced from 3 exons. Gene Ontology annotation, biological process: Rho protein signal transduction. The coding region runs from base 1 to 612 and encodes 203 amino acids. The record is from RefSeq and is a predicted model, not a curated record. Gene Ontology annotation, cellular component: membrane; cytosol; cytoplasm. Gene Ontology annotation, molecular function: Rho GDP-dissociation inhibitor activity; protein binding.
AUGACUUAUCAAGCGCAAGCUGGAAAUGAACCUAAAGAAUUAGACGAAGAAUUUAUGGAAAAUGGCGUUCCCGUUUCGUUAGGCGAAAAGAAAACUUUGAAUGAAUACGUACAUAUGGAUGCCGAGGACCCUUCUUUAACCAAAUGGAAAGAGUCUCUUGGUAUUUCCAAUAAAGGAUACUCUCCUCCUAAUGACCCUAGAACUGUGGUUAUUGAGCAGCUCAGCUUACUUGUUACCGGCCGUGAUCCCAUCCAUGUGGACAUGCAAGAUGAAGCCAGCGUGGAAAAAAUCCAUAAGAAGGGAUUCGUCAUAAAGGAGGAUAGUGAAUACAGAAUUGGCGUCCGUUUUCGUGUUCAGCAUGAACUCAUCUCUGGCUUACGCUAUGUCCAAGUGGUACGCCGAGUAGGAAUGACGGUUGACAAAUCGUCUACCAUGAUCGGCUCCUAUAGCCCUAAUGAAGCUCCAUACGAAUUUACGACGGAACCCGAAGAAGCACCUAGCGGAUUCCUUGCCCGUGGUCAUUACGAAGCCAUCGGUAAAUUUAUUGAUGAUGACCAAGUUGUCCAUCAUGUAGUCAAUUGGUCAUUUGAUGUCACAAAGAGUUGGAAGUAA